AUGGAUUCAUUCAGAGCACCUGAAAAUGAGUCGCUGUUGUCCAGUUCCUCUGGUCCUGCCAGAUGGGAUCCCUUCCGUCGUCCCUUGGACUCCAUCCAGCCCUGGCACUUCAGGCUCCUGGCAGCUGUAAUGUUGGUGGUGACCUCCCUGUCGCUUGCUGAGAACCUGGCUGUAAUCCUGGUAACUUUUAAGUUCAAGCAAUUGAGACAACCUGUCAAUUAUGUUAUAGUCAAUUUGUCUGUGGCUGAUUUCCUGGUCUCACUGACUGGUGGCACCAUCAGCUUUUUAACAAAUCUGAAAGGUUAUUUUUAUAUGGGAUACUGGGCUUGUGUACUGGAAGGAUUUGCUGUCACAUUUUUUGGCAUUGUUGCUCUCUGGUCUCUUGCUCUGUUGGCUUUUGAGCGGUACAUUGUGAUCUGCCGCCCCGUGGGAAACAUGCGCUUGAGGGGGAAGCAUGCCGCCCUAGGUAUUGCCUUUGUGUGGACCUAUUCCUUCAUUUGGACCAUUCCACCAACAAUGGGUUGGAGCAGUUACACCACCAGUAAGAUUGGAACUACUUGUGAGCCUAACUGGUACUCGGGAGCUUUUACUGACCAUACGUACAUUAUUGCAUUCUUCACCACCUGUUUUAUAGUGCCUUUAUCAGUGAUUUUGGUAUCCUAUGGAAAACUGAUGCGGAAGCUAAGAAAGGUGUCAGAUACGCAAGGCAGGCUGGGAACUACCAGGAAACCUGAAAGACAAGUGACUAGAAUGGUGGUCGUUAUGAUCAUUGCCUUUCUAAUCUGCUGGAUGCCAUAUGCAGCCUUUUCUAUCCUAGUCACUGCAUACCCCUCCAUUGAGCUGGAUCCUUGUCUGGCAGCAAUUCCAGCUUUCUUUUCCAAAACAGCUACUGUUUAUAAUCCAAUUAUUUACGUCUUUAUGAACAAACAGUUCAGGAAGUGUCUGAUUGAAAUGUUCAGCUGCAGUGCCAUAACAACUGCAGAGUCCAACAUGAACCCGACUUCAGAGAGAGCAAUGCUAACCCAGGACAAAAGAGGCAGCGAGAUGGCCACCAUGGCAGUACGUAGCACCGUUUCUAAGAGGAGAACUGGAGAUGAACACAGAAAUUGCCAGUCCUCUGCUCAGUUGGCAGCUUCAGAAAACAAAACCUGUCCCAUGUAGGGUGGGAGGUAUGAUCAUUAAUGCAGUGCUACAGCGUAUUUCCUGGUUUUCAUCAAUUAAUACAAAAAAUGUUGUCAGUGUGGACGUUAUGCACCUGUGGACACAAGGGUUUGAGAUUCCAGGCUCCUGAGCACGUGUAAGUUUCUUGCAGUUACAGUCAAACACCCAGCCCUAAGGUGUGUCCCUUCUUCCACUGUGCUCCUCUUCCCAAUCCAUAGCCUGCUUGGUCCUGAAAAUAACAUCAGAGGAAGCCUGUGUUGCAGUGCUGGCAGGUAACACAGGAAGGGCAGGAGACUUCUAUGCUGAUAACAGCUCCUUGGUCAGCUGGACAAAAUCAUGGAGUGGCACAUGGCU
Molecule: messenger RNA, 1515 nt
Organism: Athene cunicularia (burrowing owl)
Lineage: Eukaryota; Metazoa; Chordata; Aves; Strigiformes; Strigidae
Product: opsin-VA-like
Exons: 5
Coding region: 1-1161 (386 amino acids)
Biological process (GO): G protein-coupled receptor signaling pathway; visual perception
Cellular component (GO): membrane; photoreceptor outer segment
Molecular function (GO): G protein-coupled receptor activity
Source: RefSeq, a predicted model, not a curated record